Messenger RNA from Strongylocentrotus purpuratus (purple sea urchin), 2355 nucleotides. Its product is annotated as probable thioredoxin-2. Gene Ontology annotation, molecular function: protein-disulfide reductase activity; oxidoreductase activity, acting on a sulfur group of donors, disulfide as acceptor. The transcript is spliced from 4 exons. NCBI's taxonomy places the organism in Eukaryota, Metazoa, Echinodermata, Echinoidea, Camarodonta, Strongylocentrotidae. Bases 141 to 659 code for a protein of 172 amino acids. Gene Ontology annotation, cellular component: cytoplasm. The record is from RefSeq and is a predicted model, not a curated record.
GCAUUCUGUAGCUGUAUUUUUAGUUGCUGAAGGCGAAAAGUCUUUUUCUGUUAAGCUUCGACUUAGUAAAACUGAGCCUAAAUAAUCAAGUCGUGUGUCAAGUAGUUUUGCUUUUAUUGUUAGACAGGAAAAAUUCCACAAUGGCUGCCAGACAGCUCCUGCAAAGAGGACUAUUGAGACAAACUUCAUGGACCCUUGGGAGGAAGGUUUGUCCGGGACCUGUUUCUAUGGUUACAGGCCUCAAGCCUGCAUCAGUAGCACCCAUUGUGCAAAGGCUCCCACAGUUCAUCAAUUCCUCAGCGCCAUUUCACAGUAGUAGCCAUUGUCUGGAUGAGAAUAGCUUCAUCAUCCAAGACCGGGAUGACUUCCAGGAGAAGGUUCUCAACAGCAAAUCACCCGUCAUAGUCGACUUCCAUGCUGAAUGGUGCAACCCGUGCAAGGCUCUGGCCCCAGUCCUCGAUGCAGUCCUCCAGAAUACCAAGGGCCAGGUCAAGCUAGCCAAGGUAGACAUUGAUGAACUCCAGGACCUUGCCAUCGGCUUCGGAGUCGACUCCGUCCCCACCAUCAUGGCAUUCAAAGGGGGUCAGAAGGUGUCAAAGUUCAUUGGAAAUCAGAGCAAGGAAAAGGUGGAGGCAUUUGUGGAAAAAUUGCUCACAUGAGAAAGGCUUUCACUAUAUUAAUAUAACACACCUGUAUGUAUCAUGAGCUGGAGACAAUGAUCGUAGACAAUUGAAGAAGAAGAGGCAAUUAUCUGGACAUUUAUGUGAUUUGACAGGACUCUGAGAUUGUGAUUGAACACAAUUGCUAGUUCCCAAGAUAUACUCUCUAGAUGUAUAGGAGUUAUAAUCCUUUUUUUUGGGGGGGGGGGGAUUUCAUAUUAGGUAUCAUCUUGUCUAGAGUGGAAAUCCAUGCUCAAACAUAGUGGCUUACGAAGAAAAGAGUUAUUCAACCUCGACUUUAGAAUGGAUUCUAUUACAUUUGGAGUGGAUUCAACUCAAAGGAGAUGACCUCUGACAUAACCCCUGAAAAAGAGUGGAUAUCCAUUCCUCUGCAUUAGGAGAGUAAGAAAGAUAAUGUUCAUGCAUCAGAUUUUCUAGUAUUUCAUUUAUAAGCAAAUGUCUUCAUCACUAUUCUUAAUUGUGAAUAUAUGGUAAUUUCUAAUGGGAUGAUCCAGUCUGAUUCAGCUACACAAGGAUUGGAAGUGAUUUUGUGGUAGUAUUUUCUUCAAGGAAAUAGUUGUGUUCCAAGUUUGGGAGUUUUAUAUAUGUACGUGUACUAGCUCUUCACCUUACAGAAACAAAUAAUGUAAUGUACAUCUUUGUAUAGCAAGAGCUGUGACUUUAGUACUUGAUUCAUACAAAGUUUUGAAUCAUGUUGUGAUACCAUACAUUAUAUAAAUAAUGAUAAUCAUAUGUCUGCUUCGGAGCUGCACAGUUGGUAAUUUGAUCUUUAUGCUAUAAUAACAAAUAAUAAUAACACAGUCGUCCUCCUCCAUUUUUGUACACCCCUUGUACUUCCAAAGUAGAUUUUUUAGCUGUUAUCAGCCCACAUUGAAUUUUCUGAAUAAAAUCCUGCUUGGUUGCCAUUUAACUCUUGGGUUGAGACAGGCAAGAGUGUAUAAAAUGCAUUACCUUAGGACAUUCUCAUUUGUUAAAAUCUUCAAACUCUUCAGUGAACAUCAAAUCAAUGAACCGCUGUACCAUGUUGCUUCUAAAUGAUAUUUCUAGAUAGAUUUAAUUUCUAAUCAGUCAUUUAUAUCCUGUUCAUAUUGAGUAGUGUUAUCUGUUAAAGCUAUCUUCGCUGCUACAAGAGAUGCUAAUUUUGAGACAGUUGUCCAACUUCAGGCUUUUUGACUCCUUGUGAGGCUAUUUUAUGACUGUGUGAUAGACUUUAUGCCAAGAAAAAUUGAUGGGUUUCAGGCAUUUGAUCAAACGCCAACAUGUAUUCCUUUGCCACAUAGGUGAUGCUGUCUUCUCCACCUGUGUUUAUCAUUGAUAUUUUGUGGUUGUGGUUCUACGAGACAUCUUUAGGCGACAAUUGUUCCACGGUCAAUUUCCUUCACUUAUCAAAAUCGUAACUUCAGUCCUGGACCCAGAACUUAAUUAAGCUGACUCUAACUCUAGGUCUUAACCUAACAUCAUAGUAAGUCAGAAGCAACGCUGACCCUAUAUUUUUAUGAGAAAAUGCCUGGAGCAAAUGUGAGAUCACCAUGUAUAUCGGGCUAUUAUACUUCAUUGUGUGCCUAUAUGUAUCACCUAUAUGUGGGAUUCAUCAGUUGCCACCAUAUGUAUGUGGUGGGUUUUUUUGUCAUAUAUAUUUUCAGAUGCAGAAUAGACUUCCACUGCGUUCUCUUUA